This is a messenger RNA of Actinia tenebrosa (Australian red waratah sea anemone), 1656 nucleotides long. RefSeq names its product transcription factor SOX-18. Gene Ontology annotation, molecular function: RNA polymerase II cis-regulatory region sequence-specific DNA binding; DNA-binding transcription activator activity, RNA polymerase II-specific. Gene Ontology annotation, biological process: positive regulation of transcription by RNA polymerase II; cell differentiation. NCBI's taxonomy places the organism in Eukaryota, Metazoa, Cnidaria, Anthozoa, Actiniaria, Actiniidae. The record is from RefSeq and is a predicted model, not a curated record. Gene Ontology annotation, cellular component: nucleus.
ACGUGAUUAGUUCAGCUUAAUUUCAAAGGCUCCUGUCACAUGUGUUGUUACAUAUUUGAGCUCGGUCAGUUGGGUUCACAGAGAAAAAAUUUUUUGGCGUAGACAACACUUCCACGAGAGAAACUAAGUUGAUGGAGAGCACAGAAAAUAUUCCUUUAAUGGACAGAAGGAUUGUUAGGGACAAACGUUUGUCUCAUCUUCCUCCUAUUACUGUCCCAACAUCAGAGGGUUUUCCACGACCGAGAGAACAAGCCUUGAGAUACACCAAAUGGCUCGGAAACCUUGCUGCAGCCGGUCCUGGAAGCCCAAAGAAGGAUGACAAAUUUACAGAGUCAGAGCGAAUUAAGAGACCUAUGAACGCGUUCAUGGUUUGGGCUCAGGUGGAAAGAAGGAGGCUGGCAGAUGCUAAUCCAGAGCUUCAUAAUGCGGAGCUUAGUAAAAUAUUAGGCACGACGUGGCGCGGGUUGAACGACUUGCAGAAACGUCCGUAUGUUGAAGAAGCAGAGAGAUUGCGUCUACAACACAUGCAGGACUAUCCUGAUUAUAAAUACAGACCUCGUAGACGAAAACACCCUAAAAGAGUUUGCAAGAGGAUGAUGYCUUCCUCAAGCAGUCAUCAGAGCAAUCUUAAAGCAAACGAAGCAAGUGGGUCCAGGUCUGGAGAAGAGCCUCCUACUAGUGAUGAUUCUAAUCUAUUCUCAAUCCCAGGCACUCCAACAAGUCCUAGUCUACCAAGCCCAAGUAUAGGCAGUACGACUAUCCAACAUUUCCACUUCAGGACGGAAACACAACCAACUCAGAUGCAAACUACACCAACUCCUUUUCCAGAUCUGAGCGACAUUGACCUACCAACCCCGGAGUCGAGUCCUGCUGCAGUAGGCAUCAAGCCUGGAAAAGUGUUCAAUUUCCCCACCACGGAGGAUGAAAUACGUUACGCUCUGAUGCUACUGCAGAGACCUAACGAGGACAUCGACAAGUCCAAGGUUCAGGCCUCAAAAAUGGACAUCUCGGAAAUCUUUGGCAACAUUAAUUUUCCUUCGUCAAUGUACUCUCCUCCAAGUCCUUGUGGCGUCCCUACAUCUCAAGCUUGCAGAAACAGCACAGAUCUGGAAGAAACCUCCACACAGACCGUCCCGUUCUGCGACUUAUUUCUGGGGGAAGUCAACAAGUCCGAGUUUGAUCAGUACCUCGAUGGAAGCGAGGUGGACACAAGUAGUCUUGAAGACUAUUAAUCUGUACAAUAGUAUCCGCGCAGUUCAAAAUUGCAAUGUUAGUAGUUUUCUAUUUCUAGGUAGACCAAACAUGGCAUGCCGACAUCAGCAUGAAUAUUUGAAUGAAGGACGAAAUUUUUCUUCAUAUUGAAGAUAACUUUCGUGCAUUUUGUCUAAUAUUUGCACUUUUCUAUCUUUUGUAUUUGUAAAAAGGAUUUUUAUUUAGUAUAUUUUGCAACUUUUCGAGUUUACAUACGUUCAUUGUAGAUCUGUUCUGCAACGCUUAUGUGUGUUUGAACAAAAUAGAAAAAUAAUUUUAUAUGUAGGAGCUCGCUUAAUAUUAUCUUGGGGACUUUGGAUUUAAUUUAUAUGUCUCUGCAAAGGAAAUACUUUUAUUUUAAGGCAGAGAAGAGGUUUGUCUUCAUUAAAACUCUUAUUUUUUCCA